Molecule: messenger RNA, 354 nt
Organism: Echinococcus granulosus
Lineage: Eukaryota; Metazoa; Platyhelminthes; Cestoda; Cyclophyllidea; Taeniidae
Exons: 2
Coding region: 1-354 (117 amino acids)
Source: RefSeq, a predicted model, not a curated record
AUGGACAUGCGUGAUAGCCUGCACUUUGCUCCUUCUUCAAUAUGGUUCCUAAGCAGGUGGGAACUCCAGAUCCAAUGGGAUCGCCAACAGAGGUCAAUAACCAUGUGGUCAAAGAUCUCUGUUGUGCGCGAAUUUGAUGACUGGCGCUGGUGGUUCGUGGACGGUUCGCAUUACAACACCGACUGCGUUGCAAUGGCCGAUCUGAAGGUUGAUCGAGGGAAGCGACGGCAAAGACGCUUAAAUCUCUGUCCAGACGCCAGAGACAGUCACUCAACUCUGGAUCGAGACAGGUCGUGUGCUCCGAUGCGCCGCCUCUGCUCACUCUCAAUAACAGUCUACAAUGCUCCGGAGUGA